This is a messenger RNA of Meira miltonrushii, 750 nucleotides long. RefSeq lists its product as uncharacterized. Lineage: Eukaryota; Fungi; Basidiomycota; Exobasidiomycetes; Exobasidiales; Brachybasidiaceae. The record is from RefSeq and is a predicted model, not a curated record. Bases 109 to 432 code for a protein of 107 amino acids. The transcript is spliced from 2 exons.
CGAUUAUCUAAUCAAUCUCCCUUUUUACAGCUGCUAUUGCAUCUUGGCUUUCUUCUUUCUUCCCCGCAUACACCAAAACAUCUCAGCUGAUCAUAGCGCAACACAAAGAUGCUAUUGUGGAUACUAGCGAUCGGUAUUCCCAUUGCAGGUCUAUUCUUCUUUGCAAGAUCAAAGGUAAAGAAAGAUCCUCGCAAUCAGGCAUACGAUCCAAAGACAGGGCUGGGUAGAGGAGCACCAGGAUUUCAAACAAACAUCAAACGAAUCGCAGUUCCACCAGAAAUCAUUGCAAGGAUACGAGCAGGUGAAGAAGUAAGCGCAGAAGAAAUCACUCGAGCACAAGAAAAGAUGCAAAGAGAAGAAGCAAAAGCAGCAGCGGCGGCAGAAGCGGCUGAAUCACCAUCAAAGAAGAAAAAGAAAGGAGGGAAGAAAUGAGAAUGCCAUACAAACACGCAAAUGAUUGUACGAUUUUGCUCAUCGAAUAGUGUAAUUUGCAUACUUGAAGCCUAGACUUUGACAACUGAUCGGGACCUUCUUCUGCGCUAGUGAUGCUUAGCGUGAAUGCUAUCAUUUGCCAAGAUUAUCAUGAUCACCAUCAGGAGGGAUUCCCAUUGAUCGAUUGAUUCCAGAAAAGCAAGUCUUGUUUGCAAUGAUACUGUGCAUAUAUUCUUAGCGAAGUGUUGUUGCGUUUGUUGUAUUCUUUACGCGUGCCUGCACUAAAGAAAUGAUUUAUCCCAAUGGACAUGCACGCAC